AUGUCUUCUGAAUCCGAUGAAGAUUUUGACGACAGUUGUGAAAUAUCUAGAAACGGUGAUAUUCAUCAUGCUGUAUUACAAAAUAUGAAGAUGCGUUUUAUGAAAAACAAAAUCUAUACAUUUUCGGGGAAACUUUUAAUUGCGAUUAAUCCUUUGCAACCGUUGCCUUUGUACUCCAAUGAAGUGAUAGAAUCGUACAAAGCCAAAACAAAUCAUAUGCUACAACCACAUAUAUUCUGUGUUGCAACUGAAGCGUUAUGUGCGUUAAAACAAAGAAAACAGUCACAAUGCAUUGUAGUCACUGGCUUAUCUGGAUCGGGUAAAAGUGUGACAGCGAACCAUUUAACUGAAUUUUUAUACGAGAACGAAGGAAAAAUGACAGCACAUAUUGGAAUAAUGUUGGAUGCAUUUGGUAACUGCACAACCCCACAGAAUGACAACAGUUCUCGUUUUGUAAAAUUACUACAGUUCGAGUAUAGCCCUGAAUAUAAAGUUCUCAAAUUGAAUAUAUCAUAUCAGCUUUUUGAGAAGACACGAUUAUGCAUGAACGACAACACAAUUGGAGACAAUUUUAAUAUAUUCUAUAUGCUUCUAAAUGCACCAAUGGAUUUGAAAUCGAAAUUUAAUAUUGCGAGCGAAAAAUUUGCAAUUUUACCACCAAAAGGCAUGAGAAAUUCUUUGAAAUAUAGCUUUAAUGAGUUAGAAACUGCAUUGAAUGGAUUGGG
Molecule: messenger RNA, 725 nt
Organism: Contarinia nasturtii (swede midge)
Lineage: Eukaryota; Metazoa; Arthropoda; Insecta; Diptera; Cecidomyiidae
Product: myosin heavy chain 95F-like
Exons: 4
Biological process (GO): vesicle transport along actin filament; actin filament organization
Cellular component (GO): actin cytoskeleton; vesicle; myosin complex
Molecular function (GO): actin filament binding; microfilament motor activity; ATP binding
Source: RefSeq, a predicted model, not a curated record